CACCCCCUCACCAAAGAAGACCAGCCUCUGAUGACAUCACUGAACCUGAGUCAGUGGGACGCCGUCAGUUCAGUUACCCGUUGAGGGCGACUCCGUUCAACACCUCCGCCUCAUCUCAGACUCCGAAACAUCCCAACAUCUCACAUCCCAGGACCGUUACCGCGACGACAUGGCAGAGGAGAGCCGGGGAAAACGAAGGAAACAAGCGAAUCCGAGACGGAACCAAGUGGACAUCGAGAGGCCGAGUUCGCUGAGCUCCGAGGGGGAGGAUGAGCUGCUGCUGUGGGGGGGCAUGGAGGCUCCGGACGCAGCCGAGCUCCAGGACCACCAGGCCACCAGCACCAGCCUGACGCCCAGCGAGGAGCAUGACGGCGGCAGCCCGACCCGCUUCGCCCGGGCCCACAGCCUGAGCCCGGAGCCCAGUCCCUGGUCCUCCAACGCCAGCAGCACCAACGCCGCCGCCGCUGCUGCCGCCACCACCAACCUCUGCGUCUCCUUGGAGGGAGGGGUUCCCAACAACAACAACAACAGCAGCGCCAUCAACAACGCGGCAGCAGCGCGGCGCAACGGAGAUGGAGAUGGCGACCGAGACGGAGACAGGACAGCAGCGCCAGCCGUCUACAGUCGGGCAGAGGAGGAGUUGGCUCACCUUGACUUCCUGGCCCAGCUCCAGAAGGCCUCCCACCAGCAGCAUCAUCAGCAGCAGCAUCAUUACCAUGCCACCGGUCUCAUGGACACUCCGCUGCACAACGGCAACGGCUCCUACCACAUCCGCAGCAGUCUCCAUGACGACACGCCACCUAGCAGCUGGUCGCCAGGGGACCAUGACUCACCUGACGGUCGAGACGGUGUGCCGCUGAGCCCCGAUGCCUUGCGGGGGAUGCUGGCGUGCCCCUUCUGCCAGCGCACGUACCGUCGCGAGCCGGCGCUCCGGGAGCACAUCCGCUUCUGCCACGAGAGGGAGGAGGGCCAGAGCACGUGCCACCUGUGUGGCUUCAGCACGCCCUAUCGCGCCCAGAUGGAGCGGCACAUGAUGCUGCACAGCCAGCAACAGGAGAAGCAGCCUCUCUCAGACCCUGCGCUGGAGAAUAGGAAGUUUAAGUGUGUACAGUGUGGCAAAGCCUUCAAGUACAAGCACCAUCUGAAGGAGCACCUCCGCAUCCACAGUGGUGAGAAGCCAUACGAGUGCUCCAACUGCAAGAAGCGCUUCUCACACUCAGGCUCCUACAGCUCCCACCUCAGCAGUAAGAAGUGCCUGAACGGAGGAGGAGGAGGAGGAGGAGGAGGUCCAGGAUCAGGCCCCUUUAACGGGCACAGCCACCCUACCUACCUCCACACCUCCCCCACCUCACCCCCCACGCCCAUAGGCCGCAACCACAGCAGCAGCACCACCAUCAUGGGGAAGAGCUCUCCGUACAACCAGGAUAGGCAGCAGCUGCCAGCCGACCUCCAGGCUCUUCCCCUUCAGGGGGAGGGGGCCCUGCUGGGUGGACUACGAGGCAGGGACCUCAGCCGGCUUUGGGACCCCACCGCGGAGCUGUCCCUCAGGGCCAGCGUCUUCAAGGGCACCACCCUGCUCCCCUACCUCCACUCCGGGAGCAAGUUCGAGCACCUCCUGCAGGAGAUGCUGAGGCGGGAGGUGGGCCAGCGACCAGACGGGGCCCCUAUCCGGAUGGAGGAGGAGGAGGAGCAGCAGCAGGUGAGGAGGCCAGCAGGAGGAGGAGGAGGCCGGGGAGGAGGAGGAGGAGAAGCCAGGGGCUCGCCUGAGAGCAGCAGGCCGGGGGAGACUCCGUCGUCUGGGGGAGGAGGGGUGACGUGCCGCUGGUGCUCCCAGCUGUUCCCCAACACGGCCGUCCUCCUGCAGCACGAGCGCUACCUCUGCAAGAUGAACCGCAGCAGCAGCAGCAGCAGUGGCGAGGCGGUGUCCUCCUUGUCAGCCAUGGAGCCGCUGGAAAGCCCCAGGCUGCACAAAGAGCCCGGCUCCUCUCCGCUCAACUUCUCCAGGCCCCCUGCUCACCCGCACCCACAUCCACACCCACACCCACACCCGCAUGAGCCCCCCAAGACACCCACGGCCCUCAGCAACGGCUUCGCCGCCAAGGACCCUCGCUCGCCCCUGCAGCGCAGCCCCUGGCAGUCGGUGCCCCAGCAGCUCCUGGUGGCCCUGCACUCGCCCAUCCAGCUCCGCUCCGAGCCCGGUUUGCCUUCGUCGCGCCCCUACUGGCCCGGCGCCGAACUGGGGAGCCCGGUCGGCAAGACCCCGGUCAGCCCCGCCACGGCCAGCGCCGACAUGCCCUCCACUCCGCUGCACGACCGCAGACGACUGCUCUCUCCCGGGUUCCCCUCCCCUCUCGGAGGCCUGGAUCUCUCUUCCGCUGCCGGCGUGGCGUCCGCCGCCGCAAACGUCGUCUCGCCCGCAGGAAGAGCCGGUCCACCCCGCAGAACCCCGGGCUCCGCCGGCUCCCAGGCCGAACCGCUGGACCUCUCCCUGCCUAAGCCCCCGGGAGCGGACCCCUCCCCGAGGGAGAGGCCCUGCAACGGCACGCCGCGGGGAGCCGAGAGGAGAGACUCCGAGGGGCCGUACAGGAGGUUGACGCCGCCUUCUCCGCAGUCCAUGGCGGGGUACGGGGCGGCCCCCCCGAUGCAGCCCGGAGCGCCGUUUGGGGGAGCCCCCAUGUUCGGGGGCUCUGUCUACGGGCCCUACCCGCUCUUCAAUCCCAUGCUUCCCCCCGCGGGACUGCGGGGUGGUGGGGGCGGCGGGCACGAGGGCAUGCCGUCGCUUCCUGUGAACAGGGGGGCGCCGCCCAACGCUGGCUUCCUGUCGCCCAUGGCCUACAUGCUGGACUCGGACACGGAGUCCAUGCUGAAGAGGAUCCACCAGGAGAGACAAGCCUUGAUGAACGAGGCCUUGAACCGUGGUUGCCUUGACUACCUGUCGGUGAUGGAGGAGGGUUUGGAUGGGGACGGGGUGCCGGGCCGCAAGAGGCUGAGGAAGACGGAGGAGGGCCUGUACGCCUGUGACAUCUGCGACAAGACCUUCCAGAAGAGCAGCUCCCUGCUGCGCCACAAGUACGAGCACACAGGCAAGCGCCCCCACGAGUGCAAGAUCUGCAAGAAGGCCUUCAAGCACAAGCACCACCUGAUCGAGCACUCGCGUCUCCACUCGGGCGAGAAGCCGUACCAGUGUGACAAGUGCGGCAAGCGCUUCUCCCACUCGGGCUCCUACAGCCAGCACAUGAACCACCGCUACGCCUACUGUAGCCGCGACGCCGCUGACCCCGACCCAGACCCCGAUGCCGAUGCGGAGGACACCACCAUCGGGGAGGAGCCGGGCUACCGCACCCCCGGCCUGGAGCUCACCCCCACUGGUGGUGGGCAGGACGCGGUGACGAUGAUGAUGGGAAGUAACAAGAACAAUAGCAUUAUGGGUAAUACCAACGCCACUAACAGCUCCACCACUCCGGAGGAGACCACUUCGAACUUCCUCAGUGACUCCAGCCUGGAUGGAGGGCUCCGGGAGGAGGAGGACGAGGACGAGGAAGAGGAGGAGGGGGAGGAGGAGGUGUUAGGUGGUGGUCAUCGAGAAGAGCUGGAGAGGGCAGAGGAGGAGAUGGAGGAGGCUGAGGUUCUUGGGGGGAGUGGCAGCCUUGCAGUGGAGACUGGAGCACUGAGCGGGAGUGAAGAGGAGCAGAGAGGGGGGAACAGCAGCCUGGCAAACGGACGAGGGGAAGGAGGAGGAGGAGGAGGAGAAAGGACAAACAUGGACUUAGAGGGGGAUGACCACUGUGACCAAAGCGACCAGGAAACGGCGAUGGAGCUCACGCCACAGAACAACAACACGCACAGCCCAGGAGAAGCCUGUGACAAUCAGGGAUGAAAUAAAGAAAGACGGCCCACUGGACCUUCGUACAUUACAAACCCAGACCAGCACCACGAACAAAAAUCCUCUAGGCCAGUGGUUCCCAAACUUUUUCAGCUGGGACCCUCUCUUUGGACUCGAGAAAUUUUUCGCAAACCCCCUACAUACAAUAGUCUUAGCCUAGAAACGGAUUUCUAGCAAUAAUAGCAGACAAAGUAUUAAUGUCAAAUCUAGCAAUAUUAAUGUAAAAUCUAGCAAUAUUACUGGUAAUGGACGAAAAAAUUGCCUAGAAUUUCCAGUUGUUUAUGCAAUGUCCCUUUGUCUGCGACCAGUUUACUGUGGGAACAACUGCACUAGGCAAAUAGGACUCUCAAAGCUCGACCAGACCAGCGCCUCCCUCAUGCCACUUGCGGCCACAAAACCACACGUGCCUUCUCCGAUGAAGAAAGAAGAGCAGGAGGGAGAAAUGGAAUGUGACAGGACGUCAGCCAUUCUAAUUAAAAUGUGAACAAGCCAAACGAACGAACAGCCUUUUGUGCCUGAGGACAGCUAAAGCCAUGCCAAUUUUCUUAUUAUUAUUAUUAUGAAGGCCUUGUGCUUUAUUUCUACCUGCUUGCCAAACUGCCAGCACCACAUGGUCCGGACUAAAACAA
Engraulis encrasicolus (European anchovy) is the source of this 4512-nucleotide messenger RNA. Its product is annotated as zinc finger E-box-binding homeobox 2-like. The record is from RefSeq and is a predicted model, not a curated record. NCBI's taxonomy places the organism in Eukaryota, Metazoa, Chordata, Actinopteri, Clupeiformes, Engraulidae. The coding region runs from base 170 to 3877 and encodes 1235 amino acids. The transcript is spliced from 8 exons.